Messenger RNA from Physella acuta, 1416 nucleotides. RefSeq lists its product as uncharacterized. Gene Ontology annotation, cellular component: BLOC-1 complex. The record is from RefSeq and is a predicted model, not a curated record. Lineage: Eukaryota; Metazoa; Mollusca; Gastropoda; Physidae.
ACUAGUCAAAAUGGCCGAGUUAUCAACAGACAGCUUACAAUCACAAAAAAGCUUAACUGAAUCUGUUAAUGAUGAGAUUAAAAAUAAUGAGCAAAUCGUUACUGAGAUUGCUACAGAUUUCAGUAAAUUUUUAAAUUUUAAUGUUGUAAAAGAGGAGAGUAAAUUCAAUGACAGUAUUGAAAUGAUGCUAACCAAGUUGGAUGAAUAUUUUUCACUUGUUGACAUGAUUCGCAGUGAUACAUCUCUGUGCCUCUCCACAACUCUGCCACAGAUACAAGAGAAAUGUGUUGAGAUGGAAGCUGUGUUUGAAAGGAUUGAUAAAUUGGAGGCGUUUGUGAACAUGGUAAGAGAAUGUGUUGCAGCUACCGAGGAGAAGGUCACAAAAGCAGAAAAUGACCUGACCACAGUGGGAGGACUGGUCAAGAAACUUACCUCAUUUGUUUCUUUGCAGAAAAAGCCACCAGCACAAGCCAAGCCCAAGAAGCCAGAAUUUAUUCCAGCAAACAUUUUUUCCACCCAAGAGUUUUUUCCACACCCUACUGCUGAAGAUAAACAACAAGGGACAUCACUGUCAGAAGAAUUGAAACAGGGGACACCACUCUCAGAAGAAUUGAAACAGGGGAUACCACUGUCAGAAGAAUUAAAACAGGGAACAUCACUGUCUGAUGAAUUGAAACAGAGGACACCAUUAUCAGAAGAGUUGAAACAGGGGACACCACUGUCUGAAGAGUUGAAACAGGGGACAUCACUGUCAGAAGAAUUGAAACAGGGGACAUCACUGUCUGAAGACCUUCCCAUAGCUGACCCUCAAACAUAGCACAAUGAUAAAAUAUAUUUAUUAUAUUCACAGUUUUGUUGAUGAAUUUAUUAUUACCAUUUUUUAAAGCUAUUGAAAGAAUUUUUAUUGUCGUCAAAUAAAAUGUUGAUUUUCAUUUGUAUGUACCACAAAAUCCUAGUACCAAUUCAAAUAUACAUAUACUGAGCUUUAUCGUUAGAAUUGUAUAACCUGUUUAAUUUGAGUUUUUCAUAUUGGAAAACUAUUAAAUACUUGCCUAUGUUCAAGCAUUCUAAAAUGAUAUUAAGGAAACCAGUGACUAAACAGACCAAAAAAAAAACAGUUCUCUGUAUAACGAUGUUUUUGUGAAAAUGAUUUUUUUAAUAUAUUUAUAAUUGUUAUGCUGUACUGGGUCGUGUAUGAUUUUGGUUAGGGGACUUAAUCCAAAAUAUCCAACUGUUGAAUUUAUUGGUGCAUUUACUGUUCUUGUUUUGUUGUUUACAUUAUGAUCUCAUCUAUUUGUGUAUAAAUUAGGUGGACGUCUGUGUACGAAUUAUGUGUACAUGUUGACUAAUACCAGAAUGACCAUUCAUGUCUUUGUUCUCUACUUGUUAGAAUUAAAAUAAAAUUUAAAAUUGUUU